Messenger RNA from Paramecium tetraurelia, 862 nucleotides. RefSeq lists its product as uncharacterized. Gene Ontology annotation, biological process: transmembrane transport; water transport. Gene Ontology annotation, cellular component: membrane. Gene Ontology annotation, molecular function: water channel activity. The transcript has 4 exons. The record is from RefSeq and is a predicted model, not a curated record. NCBI's taxonomy places the organism in Eukaryota, Ciliophora, Oligohymenophorea, Peniculida, Parameciidae.
AUGGAAGAAUAAUAAUAACAAAACUAUAGUGACUUAGUGAAUCAAGAAGUCUCAUAGUAAAAUAAGCCAAUCAAAUGGGAAGUAGAAGGGAAGAUGCCUCAAACAAGAGUGGGACAGAUGAAAAAAGAAGCCGUCUACAUUUUCUGGUUCGAAUUCUUAGGCACAUUCAUGCUAACAUUUUCCAUCUACGCCAGCAACAAUAACCUAUUCGUUUUCAGUUGUGCAUAUGGAAUGUUAAUUUUGGUCGCCCAAAAUCAGAAGUGCUCAUUCAAUCCUGCAAUCACCACUGUCUUAUCUGGCAACGACAAGGGUCUAUGGGUAUCAGUAGCCAUAGCCAGCUAAUUUGGAGGAGCAUUUUUGGCGAGUAUGCUUGGUUUCUUUUGCUUUAAGAAUUAUGUAAAUGAUGUUCCAUAUUUGUCUUAAACUUCGAUUGAGGAAUACUUCGCAGUCAUAAUAGGAGAGAUCUUAGGGUCACUUAUACUGACUGCUGGCUUUUUGUUUUAGUAUGAUGACUUGAUGGAUUUCACAAGCGAUAGAUUAGAACAUAGUAUUAUAAUCAGUGGAUUAUAUGGAGUUGGCAGAACUCUUAGCUAUGUUGCGAAGAGCAGUCUGAAUCCAGCUAUUGCUAUGGGAUUAGUAUUUUUUGAGUGUUGUAAAGAUGGUCAUUGGGCUAGGUUUUGGAAUCUGUGGAUUUAUACAGGAUUACCAUUUGUUGGAGCUUUCAUUUCAUUGACAUUAAUAAGAAUAUUAUACAAGGAUUGCUAUGAAAAAUAGAUUAAGGCGGGUUUAAAAUAUUGAAUGAUAAGUGUUUGACAGAUUUAUGCAAAUUUAUUUUAUUAUUAUUAUUAUAAACACAAAUUUA